GGUGUCCUCAGGCCGGCACUCUCGCACCACAGGGUGUACUGGUGGUACGGAUGGCUACUGCAAAGCGUGUGCGCGAAAUAGCUAUGAACGCGGACAGCUGGAGCACCGUCGAGCGCCUCAUCCUCUCUCAGGCGAUUUACGAGUUUGGUACCGACAACAUGCCCCAGGUGGCUACCCUGCUGGAAAGUCACGCCAUGAUAUCUAGACCACACAACUUCUUCACCGUUGAAACGUGUUCUACCGUGUACGAGAAACUCAUGGAGGAGUCGAACAUCCCUCGACCGGACACGGCUUAUGCGCGCGCUCCUGAGCUGAAGCAGCUGGCAACCAUAUAUUAUCAAAAACGCACGGGUGAGCUGAAGAACGCGAUUGAAGAGGACGAAAACAAGUUCAAGCGGAUCGUAAAGGAGAUAGACGAAAUUCGCGCGGGCCAGUGGGACGACCGUAUACGACAGAGCUUGGGAAUAGCUCCCGACUCUGUAAACGCCCUGGAAUCCCCUCGUGAAGAGAAGACUGCUGAAGAGAAUAUCUGCACGGAUGAUGUAUCACCUACAACUGCUGCAGUAGAUGCUCCAGAAGCUCAUACCCCCUCUACCAGUAGAUCGAGGCUACCAAGCCCCCAACGGGAGAGCCGGAGUGUCACAGCGGAGCCUGAGCAGCCUGGACAGCCUGAGCAACAUGGGCAGCAGGAAGAGCCUGAGGAAGCUCCUCCAGAAGUCAGUAUGGAACGACCGGCGUCAGAAGAGGUGCCAGAUAUGGAGGCGGAAGCUGACGCCGUUGUUGAGAAGGCUGAAGAUAUGGAUGUUCAACCCACGGACGAGGAGAUACAGCCUCAAGAGCCGGAAGAGCCAGAAGCCGUCGAAGCCGUCGAGACACCAGAGGCAUUCGGAGAAGAGCGUUCGCCUGUGCGAGAAGAAUCUCCCGUAGCAGCGCACGUUGACUUUCAGGUGCAAGAGGAUGUGGACACAGCGGAAUCCCCAGAGGCGGAGAUCUCGCUUCGAGAAGCGGUAGGCAAACGGAAAGCUUCUGAGGUACCCUCUGAGGCUGCGCGCGACCGCAAGCGUCAACGCGAAGACUCUGAGGCUGUCGAGGAAGAGGAGCCAGGGCCCUCCACCAUCAAAGGUCGUCGCAAGAACCAAGGCGCGGCUGACAAAAAAUUCCAAAACGUUAUUAACAUGCUUCACAGCAGCAUCUCUCAGCACCGGUACGGUAACAUAUUUCACAAUCCCAUCAAGAAACAGGACGCUGCAGAUUACCAUGAUAUCGUUAAACGACCUACAGACCUGAAAACGAUCAAGGCCCGCGUGAAAGACGGCACAAUCUCUAACGCACUCGAGUUCCAACGGGAUAUAUAUUUGAUGUUCGCCAACGCGAUGAUCUACAAUCGUCCUGGCUCGGAAAUCCAUGCAAUGGCUGAGGAGAUGAUGCUCGAGAGCGAGGCUCAAAUUCAACAAUUCCGCCGCACGCAAGUACAGAUUGAGCAGCUCCGCAACACAGAUGCAUACCCUCGUAUGUAGGCCAAUUACUAGGCUUCGCAUUUGUUAUCGUUAGCGGGAGUAGAAAUAACUCACCUGUAAGAAUGGUCACAGAAAAUAUGACUUGC
Phanerochaete carnosa HHB-10118-sp is the source of this 1603-nucleotide messenger RNA. RefSeq lists its product as uncharacterized. Gene Ontology annotation, molecular function: protein binding. The transcript is spliced from 11 exons. Bases 51 to 1517 code for a protein of 488 amino acids. Gene Ontology annotation, cellular component: NuA4 histone acetyltransferase complex. NCBI's taxonomy places the organism in Eukaryota, Fungi, Basidiomycota, Agaricomycetes, Polyporales, Phanerochaetaceae. The record is from RefSeq and is a predicted model, not a curated record.